Molecule: messenger RNA, 1170 nt
Organism: Saccoglossus kowalevskii
Lineage: Eukaryota; Metazoa; Hemichordata; Enteropneusta; Harrimaniidae
Source: RefSeq, a predicted model, not a curated record
AUGGUAUUUUCAAAGCUGUAUAUUGUACUGUGGAUAGCUUUGUUCUGCGUAUUCGUUGACGUGUCCGUAGGAGUACCGAUAAAAGCGAGCAUGAAUUCUACACCGACAACAAGUGUCCAAUCUACCACGUCGCCUUCAUCUUCAGGUGCCCACGACACGGCGGCGGCAGGUGCCAAGACCUCGCAACUUAACGCCACUCAACCAUCAACCAUGAGAACGGACGUCACUGUAAUGACUGACGCAGCAGAUCCAAAACUGUCGGAAACGUUACUGGUUCAUCACACGACGGAAUCUUUGAGUCCUGACGUAAGUACUACAAUAUCCAGUAACCAUUCCAGUGUGACAACCAAAAACGAUUUUCAGGUUAACACAAUUACUACGACGGAGUCGACUGUGUUUGGCGAAACCACGAUGACUUCUAAUGACGCCAACAACCCAGGCGAAGCAGUAACAACGCCGGAAAGUAUCGUAAUCGGGAUGCCUGUAACGUUACCGUCAGUGGACGAGUCUGGGGAAUAUAUAAACGUCUCAACUGUUGAACCAAAUCAUGUGUCCACGUCCAACAUGACAUCGCAUGGGUUAACCAAUACUGUAACUGCAAAUGAUGGAAGAGAAGAACAUACCACUCAUCUUACGAACCCUGAUUCCACUGGCGGAGCCGAACUUUUACCGUCCUACGCUCCGACCACAGCGCCAUCAUCACCAAUGUUAACAAGACCAGUAAACCCCACAACAUCUACAAACGACACCGUGAUCUCCACUACAGUCCCAACAACGAACACACAGGCAACUUUAACUUCAAAUACCACAGUGGAAAAUCGAAGCGCUUCGCUCACUUCAUCCUCUUUUGCCACUAGUCCUGAAUACCCGCAAAUGAAUAUUACGGAUUUGUCACUGAAUUCCGUUACAACAGACGAAGCCAAUACUUUAAACAACUAUAUAGAAGAAAAUGUCACUCUCCCCACGGACCCGGCUACUACUGCAGUCGAAGUUUUGCUCUCUAACGCUCAGACCAAAACCCCACAUUCGCUAUACUCAACAAAGUCGGAAUACGCCAUUACAGCUACAAGUGAAACCAUGAUUUCAACCACUGUCCCGAAAACAACAUUACAAUCAUCAACGUUUAACAAAACUACAAGACGCCACAACACCCCAAAACGACACUAUUAA